Molecule: messenger RNA, 537 nt
Organism: Corticium candelabrum
Lineage: Eukaryota; Metazoa; Porifera; Homoscleromorpha; Homosclerophorida; Plakinidae
Exons: 1
Coding region: 1-537 (178 amino acids)
Source: RefSeq, a predicted model, not a curated record
AUGUUCUUCCUGGAUUGCUAUUGUGUCUGGCCGGGAAGUGUGCAUGAUGCACGAGUUUUGAGGAAUUCCGAUCUAUUUUUUCGGAUACAAUCCAAUCCAGGAGACAUGUUUCCCAUGCAAGGAACUCACAUACUAGGUAACGCAGCAUACCCUCUCAACACGUGGCUUUUGACACCAUACAAAGACUACGGCCACAUGCAACAGGAAGAUAGAAAUUACAAUUGCUGUCACUCUGCAACUAGAAUGGUAAUCGAAAGAGCGUUUUCGUUGCUAAAAGGAAGAUGGAGGAGGAUGAAAUUCGUCGACGUCACAAGGGUUAAAGAGAUUCCGACAAUGAUUAUUGCCUCUUGUGUUUUGCACAAUAUCUGUUUGUCUCAUGACGAGAAUAUCGCAGAAUUUCUUGGUGAUGAUGACAGUGCAGACACAGAGGUAAAUGACUUAGAAAUUGAAUAUCUAAGACUAUGUGGUGCGGACUUUGGAGCUGUAGGCAAACGUGAUCAAAUUAAGCAGUACAUUAACUCUCAUGCACGAGUUUAA